GAAAUGAAAAUACACAAACCAUCAAACCCAAUGGAUUUCUUUCAUUCAAAGCUCACCAAUUUCAACGUUCUGUUUCUCUUAUUGCUUCUCUCCUUCACUUCUACCCAAACUGAAGCUUACCAUUCAAAAGAUAGGAGUGGAAACAUUACAGUGAAAUGGGAUGUAAUACAAUGGACCCCAGACGGCUAUGUGGCCGUCGUAUCCAUCUACAACUUCCAGCAUCACCGUCAAAUCCAGAAGCCGGGAUGGACGCUUGGAUGGACAUGGCCCAGGAGGGAGGUAAUCUGGUCCAUGAUCGGGGCGCAGACUACUGAGCAGGGUGAUUGCUCCAAAUUCAAAGGGAACAUCCCACAUUCCUGCAAAAUCGAUCCACAGGUAGUGGAUUUACUACCGACGACGCCUUAUAACAUGCAAGUUGCAAAUUGCUGCAAAGGAGGUGUACUUGAUUCAUGGGACCAUGAUCCAGCGAAUGCGCUGAGUGCAUUCCAGAUUUCAGUUGGUGCCGAGGGGACCACAAACACGACGGUGCGACUUCCACAGAGCUUCACGAUCAUGGCGCCGGGACCUGGAUACAAAUGUGGACCAGCAAAGAGUGCGAAACCGAGCCGAUUUAUAUCAGCUGAUGGCAGAAGAUUCACUCAAGCUUUGAUGACAUGGAAUGUUAUCUGUACCUUCCGUGGCCCACCUUCGAACUAGGGAGACAGAGAAACCAACGGCUCAUAUCUGUGUGCACUCCUGAAGUGGGUGUUGGGCCUUUAAUGUAAGAGAUUGCUAAACUUGAAUAAAAGAUUGUGGCUAUUGUUA
This is a messenger RNA of Magnolia sinica, 804 nucleotides long. Its product is annotated as protein COBRA-like. The record is from RefSeq and is a predicted model, not a curated record. Bases 4 to 696 code for a protein of 230 amino acids. The transcript is spliced from 4 exons. Gene Ontology annotation, biological process: cellulose microfibril organization; plant-type cell wall cellulose biosynthetic process. Gene Ontology annotation, cellular component: plasma membrane. Lineage: Eukaryota; Viridiplantae; Streptophyta; Magnoliopsida; Magnoliales; Magnoliaceae.